GCAGCAUUAUUUGUGAAGGAAGGCUACAGACUACAGGCAGACACAGCACAGAGGUCGUCUCCUUCCUCUUCAGGUCUUCAUUGACUUGGCUUGGCCUUCCUGCCAAGAAAGAAUCCAAUUCCUGACGAAGAACAACACUGAAGAAAAGAAAUCAAUCGCAGAAAUGGUGGCCCGGAAGUUCUCUGUCCGCCACAAUGACUCCACCUUCGACGUCGAUUACGACACCGACGAUGGCUUCGAAGUCCUCAAAUUCCAGCUCUUCUCUCUCACUUCAGUCCCUCCCGAUCAACAAAAGAUAUUGGGAGGUGAUGAUGAUCAGGUUGUAUCAGAAGACGCUGAUCUGGCAUCGGUUGCAGAAAAGCUCCGAUUGGUGUCGAUUGACGAAGAGGAAGAAACGAAGAAGAAAGAGAAUUCGGAGCCUGAAGUCGCGAUGUCGGAUGAAGAAUUAGCUCGGCUUUUGCAGGCAGAAGAAGACGCACUUAUGAUGCAGCAGUUUGUAGCAAGUCAAAAUAAUGCAGGCUUUGAGCAGAGGAUAAGGCCUUACAUUGAUCAAGUUCUACAGUAUGAAGACCCACAGAGGCAGGAGGCUGCUCGAAAGACAGUACCUACUGAUAAGCUUGAGGAGAAAGCAUUGAUUUCAUUGGCCAGGGAGGGAAACUUUGAGCCAACAAAAAAUGAACAAGACCAUGCUUUCUUGCUGCAGCUUUUAUUCUGGUUUAAGCAAUCAUUCAGGUGGGUAAAUGCGCCUCCCUGUGAUAGUUGCGGUAAUGAAACUAGAAAUGAGGGCAUGGGCACUGCAAAUCCUUCAGAACUGCAAUAUGGUGCUUCAAGGGUUGAACUUUAUCGAUGCCAUUCAUGCUCAAAUGUUACCCGUUUUCCUCGAUACAAUGACCCAUUGAAGCUCCUGGAAACAAGGAAGGGGCGCUGUGGGGAGUGGGCCAAUUGCUUCACACUCUAUUGUCGAGCUUUUGGUUAUGAAUCACGCUUGGUUUUGGACUUUACAGAUCAUGUAUGGACAGAGUGCUUCUCACUUUCCCUGGGAAGAUGGAUGCAUCUUGAUCCUUGUGAAGGAAUUUAUGACAAUCCAUUACUAUAUGAGAAGGGGUGGAACAAGAAAUUGAACUAUGUGUUUGGCAUUGCUAAAGAUGGAGUCCAUGAUGUCACUAAGCGCUACACAAGGAAAUGGCCCGAGGUUCUUGCUCGGAGGAACUUAAUUACAGAGCCUGCACUCUCUGCUUUUCUCUGUAACAUAACUAGAGAAGUACGGAAAAAUUUAUCCUCUCAAAUGCUUUCAGCUUUGGAAGAACGUGACAGGAAUGAAACAGAAGCCAUUGAGAGAGAUUUAUACUCUAAAGAAGAUUCUACAAUUUCCUUACCUGGAAGAUUAAGUGGGGAUAAGGAAUGGCGCUUAUCGAGAUCUGAAACUGGUCCUGAUCAAAAUUUAUCCCUCAGCUCUUCAUCUUGUCCAGUUCGUAGAUGCAUAGAUGUACAUGUGACUAAGAUCUACAAUGCCUUCUCUCCUAUUAUUUCUAAGCUAGUAGAGGAUUCUGCCUCAAAAACAAAAGCUAUUGACGUCCUUACGAUUUUCAGAAGGAUGUUGGUUGAUCUCAAGAAUUCCCCUUUUAGAAAAAGGAGAACUUCUUUACACUCUGUUUCAGAUAGUUCCCUAUAUUUUGCCAAUAAGAUGCUGCCAUCUUUUGGUCAAUUACUUGAAGCUUUAUCAUUGAAGAGUGAUUUGGGCAUAAGUGGUAGGAUUGACAUAUGCUUAGCUGCCGAUCCUGUGAGAACCGCCGUUGCACUGCCUGUCGUGUUCCAUGCUUUGGAUGAUGUGAUCUAUAAUGUUAGUCAAUGUAAUAAACUUGAUAAAGAUUCACUUGCUUGGCCACUUUUGAAGUUGAACAGAUUAUGUUCUGGCCUAGUGCGAGCUAGUGGGGAGGAGCUUCCUUUUGGAAUUGCAACAUCUGCAUUUGAUGGAACACGGAUGUCAAAGUGGGAAGAACCAAAUGGGGCAAAAGGUUGUUGGAUCUUAUAUCAAGUUAAUGGUGAACAAAUGCAUGAGCUUGUGGCAUAUGAAUUCAUGUCAGCUAAUGAUGUUCCAGAAAGAGAUCCAAAGGACUGGGUUGUUGAAGGAAGCACAAAUGGAGGCUCUAGCUGGCAUGUUUUAGACAAACAAACUAACCAGAUAUUUGAUAAGCGUUUCCAGCGGAAAACAUAUACUGUCAAAUCACAAAGUUUCCUAGCAAAUGCUUUCAGGAUAAGAUUUCUAGCAGUUCAAGAUGGGAAGGAAAAUCCGCGGUUCCAAAUUGGCAGUAUUGAUCUCUAUGGUAGAUGCAGUUAAUAUUUCAGGGUGGAAUCAAGUAAACAUAGGCAUUAUCCUGCUUCCAAGCUUAAAUAACUGUGCCUUCCCAAGUACCUUACUUUUGCGAUUGCAUUCACUGACCCCCAGUAAAGUGUUAUUGUAUUGUUUAUUAAACUGUUCCAUAUCAUGCUAUGUGGCUUUAACUGGUAACUGGUAAGUCAAUGAGCAUUUGAGCUUGCAUAUUGUUAGUUGCUGACCUGUAAAUUAUGAGUGUACAAAGUUUGAUUCCUGUG
This is a messenger RNA of Ipomoea nil (Japanese morning glory), 2592 nucleotides long. Its product is annotated as peptide-N(4)-(N-acetyl-beta-glucosaminyl)asparagine amidase. Gene Ontology annotation, molecular function: peptide-N4-(N-acetyl-beta-glucosaminyl)asparagine amidase activity. Gene Ontology annotation, biological process: protein deglycosylation; glycoprotein catabolic process; protein quality control for misfolded or incompletely synthesized proteins. NCBI's taxonomy places the organism in Eukaryota, Viridiplantae, Streptophyta, Magnoliopsida, Solanales, Convolvulaceae. The record is from RefSeq and is a predicted model, not a curated record. The transcript is spliced from 17 exons. Gene Ontology annotation, cellular component: cytosol; nucleus. The coding region runs from base 164 to 2338 and encodes 724 amino acids.